Molecule: messenger RNA, 1377 nt
Organism: Capsella rubella
Lineage: Eukaryota; Viridiplantae; Streptophyta; Magnoliopsida; Brassicales; Brassicaceae
Product: NAD-dependent protein deacylase SRT2
Exons: 11
Coding region: 105-1220 (371 amino acids)
Molecular function (GO): NAD-dependent protein lysine deacetylase activity; NAD+ binding
Source: RefSeq, a predicted model, not a curated record
AAAAUUUCUAUAGAAAUUAAAGCAAAAUUGAUAUUUUUUUUAAAAAACUGAAGAAAUCUCUCGUUUCAUCCGCCAUUAACGACCUCUCAAAGGCUUUGGUGAGCAUGAGAAGAGUGUUUGGAGGGGUUGCUACAGAUUUGUGUCCGUUGCCUAGUAUGUACCAACCACUGCAAUCUAGGGGAAAUUUGGUUUUGUUGUUUAAAGGAUGCAGACGCUUUGUGAGAACAACAUGUCUCGUUUCGAUCCCGGGUGGUUCUUUGGGAAAUGAAUCAAAAGCACCUCCUAGCUUUCUGAGGGAUAAAAAGAUAGUUCCAGAUGCUGAUCCUCCCCAUAUGGAAGAUAUCCAGAAGUUGUAUCGACUUUUUGAGCAAAGUUCGAGACUCACUAUCUUGACCGGAGCUGGGAUUAGCACAGAAUGUGGAAUUCCGGAUUAUAGAAGUCCCAAUGGAGCAUAUAGUUCUGGUUUCAAACCAAUUACCCAUCAGGAAUUCACUCGAUCAAGCCGAGCUCGUAGGCGGUAUUGGGCAAGAAGUUACGCCGGAUGGAGGCGGUUCACUGCAGCACAACCAGGACCAGCUCAUACUGCUUUAGCAUCACUAGAAAAAGCUGGAAGAAUAAAUUUUAUGAUCACACAAAACGUUGACAGGCUGCAUCAUCGUGCUGGGAGCGAUCCACUUGAAUUACAUGGCACAGUAUAUACUGUUAUGUGCUUAGAUUGCGGCUUCUCUUUUCCCCGAGACUUGUUUCAGGAUCAGCUAAAAGCUAUCAAUCCUAAGUGGGCUGAAGCGAUAGAUAGUAUUGAUCAUGGAGAUCCAGGAUCUGAGAAGAGUUUUGGCAUGAAACAAAGGCCUGAUGGAGAUAUUGAGAUUGACGAAAAGUUUUGGGAAGAGGGUUUUCAUAUACCAGUAUGCGAAAAGUGCCAAGGGGUCCUAAAGCCCGAUGUAAUUUUCUUUGGAGACAACAUCCCGAAGGAAAGAGCUACUCAGGCAAUGGAAGUUGCAAAGCAGAGCGAUGCAUUUCUCGUCUUGGGUUCAUCGUUAAUGACAAUGUCUGCUUUUCGCCUUGUCAGAGCUGCUCAUGAGGCUGGUGCCAUGACUGCAAUUGUAAAUAUAGGAGAAACAAGAGCUGAUGACCUUGUUCCAUUGAAAAUCAAUGCUAGGGUUGGAGAGAUAUUGCACAGAGUUCUUGACGUGGGAUCUCUCAGUGUCCCAGCUCUCUAGGGCAAUGUCCAGAUUCAAGUGAGCAGAUAUUGCAAGAGCUAUGUAACAUUUAGACCUAUAUUGUUUAUAAUUUAUCAAAUGAAUACUUUAUAUUCAAGCAACUUAUCUCAAGUUGUAAAUUCAACAGCAAAUAAAGAGUAAUCAUUCUCAAUGCCAA